GUGUCGUUGAUAUGAUUGUUUGUGCUAUCCUUUUUACCUGUACGGUUCUAGUUAUUAAAAUCAUUGAGAGAAUUUAUCUCAAUACAAUCUACUUAAAGUAGUAAGAAAGAAAGUACAUUUUACUUCUAUGGCGUUCAGUGUGAUUAGAUUAGGAAAAAUUUGCCGCUUUUGCUUACGCCGGGAUGGGUUGAUGGAUUUACGGAAAGCAACAAGUUCUGACUUUACUGUACAGGACGUUCUACAUUAUACUGGCAUACAGCUCUAUUUCCUUAUGUUUUGCAGUUCUCGGAAGCAGAAACCACUGCAGCAUAUGCUAUUUGCCUUGAAUGCUGUAUAACGAUAAAGAAUUCGGUUAGUUAUCGGCGCAACUGUUUGAAUAACGAUGUAACAUUCAAAAGGCUUAUUGCUGUACUCGAUAAGAGUGGUCCAGACAAACACCUCCAAGACCAAGGAAAAACAAUGAGCUGUUCAAUCCAAAUGGAUAGCAUAAGCCAACAUAGCAAAAAUGCAUAUAAGCCGGAAAAUGCGUGUGAUGAUGCGGGCGUUGUUACACUGGACGAUUCCGACUCAAAUGACUCUAUACUAUCUCUCCAUGGGGAAAGUUUGCAAGUAACGCCCAAGGGUGCAAUUGCUUGCGAAUUGUAUGCUGUCGACGAACAAUGUGCUUCAGGAAACAUUAUUACAAAAGAGUUCCCGAACAUGGUAAACGAGAAUAAUUAUAUUCAAUUUAGCGAUUCUGAUGAUUCGAUGCCUUCUCUCUACGGCGAAGCUAUGUCAGAAGCCUUAAGUGAUAAACUGUUAGCCGAUUCAAGUGUACAUCGUUUAAAACAUUCUACCGAAGAUAGUGGAAUAAGGGAGACCCCGACGAGCGUCGUUGAAGAGACUGAACGAGUCAUUGUGCCUAAUCCAGUAGAACAUAAUCAAGUUUCAUCGGAUGGCAAUGCAUCUGAUGAUUCCAUGCGUUCGCUAUAUGAGGAAGUUAUGGAGGGUACAGAAAAAGCGAAAGCGAAGCCGAACUUAGAUAAUAUAUCUCAUCUGUGUCCCAUAUGUGGGCUUCAGUUCCGCGAAUUAACGAACCACUUAAAUAGGUCGCAUAAUCAUGAAAAAAAUUUCGCUUGUACACAUUGUCCAAAAAAGUUUAAAGAUAACUUUACUCGCAAACUACACAUCAAUACAUGGCACGAGAAGCGCAUAAUUCUCACAUGCGAACACUGCGGACAAGGAUUCACUAAUCAUAGCAGUCACUUUUAUCAUAUAAAAAAUUCCCACGGGAAAAGCGACGUAUAUGAGUGCGAAACAUGCCACAGGAAGUUCAAAUCUAUUGAUGGAUAUAACAAACAUCUAAAACAACAUUCGUUAACAGUACAUUCUUGCCCGCAUUGCGAUAAGCUGUUUAAGACGACGACGACACUUGAGAAACAUCAACGACGAUAUCAUGCUGCGUGAAAAAAACAUAGAUUUUUGUUUAUAAAAAACAUUUAUUUAAGCGUG
This is a messenger RNA of Anopheles coustani, 1491 nucleotides long. RefSeq names its product zinc finger and BTB domain-containing protein 17-like. Gene Ontology annotation, molecular function: DNA-binding transcription factor activity, RNA polymerase II-specific; RNA polymerase II transcription regulatory region sequence-specific DNA binding; zinc ion binding. Bases 460 to 1446 code for a protein of 328 amino acids. Lineage: Eukaryota; Metazoa; Arthropoda; Insecta; Diptera; Culicidae. Gene Ontology annotation, cellular component: nucleus. The record is from RefSeq and is a predicted model, not a curated record. The transcript has 4 exons. Gene Ontology annotation, biological process: regulation of transcription by RNA polymerase II.